UGUAGGUUAGAGCGAAAAGCCAGGGAGAGGUAGAGGGUAAGGAAAGAGAAAGAGGUGGGGAAGAGAAGUGCAUUGUUUUAUUGCUUGCCGCGUACGAUCGCUUGUCGGAAAAGUAGCUCUCUUCGGAUGAAACGGAAUUAACAUUACAGCCGAUCACCAAUUUAUUUCUCGUCUUUGUCACUUGUUUGUGCUAUUCGGACAAACAUUCGGAAACAUAUGAGGAUUCGUUGUAUUUAUGUUUAUCCGCAGCUCCUUUUUGGAGCUAUAAAUAUUAAUCCAUAUAUAGCCUACUUCUCUUCACGAUUCACAUGCUUUGGAGUCCUAUGACUUGCAGAUAAUAAACCAGCAACAUGAGAGCUCAAAUUGAAGUGAUCCCUUGCAAAAUAUGCGGGGACAAGUCGUCUGGCAUCCACUAUGGAGUCAUCACCUGCGAAGGCUGCAAAGGUUUCUUUCGGCGCAGUCAACAGAAUAACGCAAUGUACUCAUGCUCACGACAGAGGAAUUGCCAGAUAGACCGCACAAACCGCAACCGCUGCCAGCACUGCCGCCUGCAGAAGUGCUUGAAUCUGGGAAUGAGCCGCGACGCGGUCAAGUUCGGCCGCAUGUCCAAGAAGCAGCGGGACAGUCUGUAUGCCGAGGUGCAGAAGCACCAGCAGUCCCAGGAGCGCAGCUCCAUGGCCGCCAACGGCAACCUGAACAUGGGCUCCCGGGGGCUGGCGGACGACGGCGGGAUCGGAGACGGCGUGGGCCUCAGCAGCAGUCACACCACGCGCACCUACAGCCGCGGCUCUAGUGCCGCGCUCAGCGACCUGGACGACAUCACCGACCUGCCCGACAACCUGCUCUUCGACCUUCCCCUCACGCCAGAGGGCGGGGCGACCGGUGGGGGCAGCUACGGCAGUCUGGAGCUGCUCGGCGGUGGGGGCAGUGGGGGCAGUAGCUCUCACAGCUCUUCACAGAGCUCGCCCGAGCAGAGCGGUCAAGAGUAUAGUGACGGGGGCAGUUCUGGAGGAGGAGGAGGAAGAGGAGGCAGCAACAACAGCAACAACUCACACAUCAAGCAGGAGCAAUACCAGCUGCUGCACAACUCCAACAUGUUCACACACUCGCUGCUCAACGACUCGUCUGAUGGCUGCUCCAUGAUGGAAAUAGAUCGCAUCACCCAAAACGUGGUGAAGUCCCACAUGGAGACCAGUCAGUACAGCGCAGAGGAGCUGAAGAAGCUCGCGUGGAACACCUACACUGCAGAGGAGACACGCUGCUUCCAGAGCAAGCCCGUGGAGGUGAUGUGGCAGCAGUGCGCCAUUCACGUCACCAACGCCAUCAAGUACGUGGUGGAGUUCGCCAAGCGCAUCACUGGAUUCAUGGACCUCUGCCAGAACGACCAGAUCAUUCUUCUGAAAGCAGGCUGCCUGGAUGUUCUUCUGAUUCGUAUGUGCCGGGCCUACAACCCUGUCCACAACACACUGCUCUUCGACAGCAAGUUUGCCGGCCCCCAACUCUUCAAAACUUUAGGCUGUGAUGACCUUGUGAACGCCGUCUAUGAACUGGCCAAGGGCUUCAACCGCCUACAGCUCAGCGAUGAGGAGAUGGCGCUGUUCAGCGCUGCCGUGCUCCUAUCCCCAGACCGGUUGUGGCUGACAGACACGCAGCAGGUGCAGAAGCUUCAGGAGAAAGUGUACCAGGCACUGCAGCACAGUCUGCACAGGAGUGGAGCUUCAGAGGAGAAACUGUCAAAGAUGGUGUCCAAGUUGCCCAUGAUGAAGUCCAUCUGCAACCUCCACAUCGACAAGCUGGAGUUCUUCCGCCUGCUUCACCCGGACACAGCCUAUAGCUUCCCACCCCUCUACCGGGAGGUCUUCUGCAGCGAAAUUAACUUCCCUGACUCCACAGAGGGCUAGAGUCCCACACAAGGCACAGAGAGACUGGCAGACAUACGGACAGAUGUUUAGGGACGGA
Alosa alosa (allis shad) is the source of this 1959-nucleotide messenger RNA. RefSeq names its product RAR-related orphan receptor C a (gene rorca). Gene Ontology annotation, cellular component: nucleus. Gene Ontology annotation, biological process: regulation of transcription by RNA polymerase II. Gene Ontology annotation, molecular function: nuclear receptor activity; RNA polymerase II cis-regulatory region sequence-specific DNA binding; zinc ion binding. Bases 351 to 1901 code for a protein of 516 amino acids. The transcript has 10 exons. NCBI's taxonomy places the organism in Eukaryota, Metazoa, Chordata, Actinopteri, Clupeiformes, Clupeidae. The record is from RefSeq and is a predicted model, not a curated record.